Molecule: messenger RNA, 726 nt
Organism: Colletotrichum higginsianum IMI 349063
Lineage: Eukaryota; Fungi; Ascomycota; Sordariomycetes; Glomerellales; Glomerellaceae
Exons: 1
Coding region: 1-726 (241 amino acids)
Molecular function (GO): metallopeptidase activity
Source: RefSeq, a predicted model, not a curated record
AUGAUCUUUCUCUCAGUAUUUCAACAUCUAACCUUCUUCUUGGUCGUGUGGCAAGCCCAGGCCCAGAUCACAUCCCGCGGGUUCAAAUUCACUGGCCGCGUAAGAGGCCGUGGCGGUUGCAGCGCAGAGGAUGUCGCCGUUAUCCUGAAAGAAUUAGAGAUUGCCAAGGAGGCCGCCGAAGCCGCCGCCCGCCACCUGACCAACUAUCCUUAUUACGACGCGUUUCAAUCCCCCAACCAUCCAUACUUCCAGGGCAAGAACUUGACGCAAGCGGCCAGGACGAUGUACCGUCGCAUCGCCCGUAUUGCGGACGGGUUUCACGUGGACGACAAGUUCCGCAUCGAAUGCCGCAGCGAGGUCUGCGUCAUGUCAGACGACGACACCAUCGCCGCUACGGUGGAGAGCGCCAUGCGCGUCGUCUUGCCCCCGAGCCUGUGGUUGAAGAGACCCGACGAUGCCGUCAUAGCCUUUUGCGAGCCGUUCUUCAAGACAAAGGGCCUGGGCAGCGGGGCAGAUAUUGUCUCCACCGAGCUGCGCUUGCAACAAUUCAGAGAGGAGCUUGACAAGGCCAAGAAGAAUCCGGACGUGAGACCUGAUUCGGUGAAUAUGCGCAAUGUCGGUAAUAUGAGGAGCCAGAUUGUGUUGCACGAACUGGCGCACACUGCCUAUGCAUCCAAGCCGAUAGCGGAGGCACUAAACCCUACAGCCUGGGUGAAAGACUUGUAA